UCAUCAUCAUCAACCUCUCUUUUUUCUUUUCUUUUCUUUUCAUUUUCUCAUUAAACAAACAAUUAAUUGAGCUUUGUGGAAGGAGACGUUUCCUCGUUUUUCAGCUGUUUGUAUCUUCUGACACACCUUGAUUGCGUUUUCAUUAUAUAUAUAAUUUUUUUUAUAGAUUUCUCAGCUCAACAGAACUGGUCUCUCUCUCUCUCUUUCUCUCUCGGUCUCUUUUUCCUUGAAAAGUUCUUUGUUGCUCAUCAAAGGUAGCAUGGAUUGCAUCAAAUGAUUUGAAAACAGAGGGUCAAAUCAAAAAGAACUUCCCCUGUAUUGAUCUAUUCACUCACAGUUGGUGUGGAAUUGCAGAGGAUUUUGAGUCUGACACAGAGCUUUCCCUCUUUGGAACUGAAGGGACUGAUGAAAUCCAAAACAUAGAUAGAUCACGUUGACAGGUUUUGGGUCACUGUAAUUGAAAUUCUCCUUUUCUUUGCAUUUCUCAGACGAUCAUGAAGCACGUGCGCACCCCAAUUUAUGUCACACCAGGAUUCUUUUCAGAAGGCUUCGAGAGCCAGAUUAAAGUAUCAUCAAUUAUUGGGAGUUGUUUGAUGGGUUGAUCCGCAAAUCAUACCCAAAUAUUCAUCACAAAGCUUAAGUGAAGUGACAACAUAUUUUUACCCGAAACCGAUGGCGACGUACUAUCAUGGUAACUCCGAAAUCCAAUCAGCUGGCGGCGGCGCCGACGGACUCCAAACUCUAGUUCUCAUGAAUCCCGGCAGCUACAUCCAAUACUCAGACAACACGCCGCAGCAACCACCGCAGUCCCACACCGCCGGCAAUCUCGUCUUCCUCAACGCCGCCUCUGCCGCAAGCAACAACAACAACAACUCCUUCUCCCCCCACGCGCCGCCCACUCACGGCCAACAAUUCGUCGGCAUCCCUCUCCAAGCCUCGUCCUCACAAGACCUCAACCACCACCACCAGCAGCACCAUCAUUCCAUCGACGUUCCAUCCUUGCAUGGCUUCAUGCCCCGCAUGCAGUACAAUCUCUGGAACACAAUUGACGGCAACCCGGCGGCGCGUGACACACCACGCGCUCAGCAAGGGCUUUCCCUGAGCCUCUCCCCGCAGCAGGUGCAGAUGGGGUCUUUUCGGGAGGGACAGGCGCAGGCACUGUCUGGCGGGUCGCCGUCUUCCGCUUCUGGGGUGACUCACAAUGGUGCUUCCGGGGUUCAGAGUGUGCUUCUGAGCUCAAAGUAUUUGAGAGCAGCGCAUGAGCUUCUAGAAGAGGUGGCGAAUGUUAACACUGAAUUGGCGAAGAAGAGUGGUGGACCGAACAAUAGGCUGAUCGGAGAGUCGUCGGUGGCAGGUAGUGGAGGUGGGGAAGGGAGUGAGAAGCGUAGCGCUGAGCUUUCAACUGCGGAAAGACAAGAAAUUCAGAUGAAGAAGGCAAAGUUAAUCAGCAUGCUUGAUGAGGUGGAGCAAAGGUACAGACAGUACCACAACCAGAUGGAGAUUGUGGUUUCAUCGUUUGAGCAAGCUGCAGGGAUUAGCUCAGCGAGAACUUACACUGCACUUGCACUGCAAACAAUCUCCAAGCAGUUCCGGUGUCUGAAAGAUGCAAUAACAGGCCAAAUUCGAGCAGUGAAUAAGAACUUGGGAGAAGAGGAUUGCUUUGGAGGUAAAAUGGAAGGUUCAAGACUCAAAUAUGUAGACCAUCAUCUAAGGCAACAGCGAGCUCUCCAACAAUUGGGAAUGAUCCAGCACAAUGCUUGGAGACCCCAGAGAGGAUUGCCUGAAAGAUCUGUUUCUGUUCUUCGCGCUUGGCUCUUUGAACACUUCCUCCACCCCUAUCCAAAGGAUUCGGACAAGCACAUGCUUGCAAAACAAACAGGACUUACUAGGAGCCAGGUUUCAAAUUGGUUUAUAAAUGCUCGAGUUCGGCUUUGGAAGCCAAUGGUGGAAGAGAUGUACAUGGAGGAGAUGAAGGAGCAUGAGAACAAUGGGUCUGAGGAUAAAUCAAGCAAGAGCAAUGAAGAUUCUUCAAAGAAAAUGGCUGCAGCAUCUCAAGAGAAAGGUCCUAUCUCUGAAACUGAAGCUGGAAGUUUCAAUUCCAAAGGCCAAGACAAUCCUGCAGUUUCAGUUUCUAGACCACCAACAUCACCAAUGGGAGGAAAUGUCAGAAACCAAUCAGGAUUCAGCUUCAUGGGAUCAUCAGAACUUGAAGGAAUCACACAAGGAAGUCCCAAGAAACAAAGGAACCAGGAAAUGAUGCAUUCGACAAACAGUGUCCCUUCAAUCGACAUGGAUGUCAAGUCCAAUGAUGCAAACAAUGAGCAUCUUUCAAUGAAAUUUGGUGAUGAGAGGCAGCAAGGCAGAGAUGGGUACUCUUUCAUGGGAAACCAAACAAACUUCAUGGGAGGUUUUGGACAGUAUCCAAUUGGUGAUAUUGGUAGGUUUGAUGCUGAGCAAUUCACACAAAGGUUUUCAGGUAAUGGAGUGUCUCUCACUCUUGGUCUUGACUCAUUACCAGGAACUCAUCAAACAUUUCUCCCAAACCAGAACAUUCAACUGGGAAGAGGCCUUGACAUCAGUGAACCGAACGAGUUCGACGCCAUGAACACUUCUUCUCCUCACUCUUCAGCUGCUGCUUAUGAGACUAUCAGCAUGCAAAACCCAAAGAGGUUUGCAGCACAAUUGUUGCCAGACUUUGUGACAUGAAUAAGUGUCUGAAGGGUACACUGCACAAUUUCUUCUGAUUUCCCUGAUUAUGAGGGGGAGUAAUGAAAAAUAGUAGUGUAAAUAAAGAAGGAAUUUUACAUUAGUAUAGGUUUAUACCCUACAUAGAACCAUUUUAGUUCUUAGAUAGUACAGAAUUGGAGAGUUUAUGGUUGAGGUUGUAUAUUAUUUUUGUCGGUUCUGAAGGUGGGAAUGGGAUAGAGGGAUUGAUGUCAUAAAUAUUAUUUUGGUAAACAUACCAAUAUAUCUUCGAUUGAGAAUAUGACGUUGUGAUAUUUUGCAAA
Molecule: messenger RNA, 3008 nt
Organism: Lotus japonicus
Lineage: Eukaryota; Viridiplantae; Streptophyta; Magnoliopsida; Fabales; Fabaceae
Product: BEL1-like homeodomain protein 1
Exons: 8
Coding region: 673-2706 (677 amino acids)
Biological process (GO): regulation of transcription by RNA polymerase II
Molecular function (GO): RNA polymerase II cis-regulatory region sequence-specific DNA binding; DNA-binding transcription factor activity, RNA polymerase II-specific
Source: RefSeq, a predicted model, not a curated record